AUGACGCUGGAAACUAAAGACAACAUCUCGAAGGACAAUGUUCCAGAGGAAGAUACGUCUCUCGGCCACAGCAAGUCCAUUACAGGACACACACAAGUGCUGCGAAAGAACUUCUCCGUCUUCUCCGUCCUCGGCAUAAGCUUCUCCCUCGCCAACUCAUGGUUCGGAAUCUCGACAGCCCUCGUCACGGGCAUAAACUCUGGCGGCCCCGUACAACUCGUCUACGGCAUCAUCCUUAUAACCGUUGUUUGCACCGCCAUCGCGGUGUCGCUCUCCGAGCUGGCUUCGGCUAUGCCUGAUGCGGGCGGCCAGUACUUUUGGACAAGUCAGCUCGCGAGUAGGCGCUGUAGCAGAUUCUUGUCUUACUUGACCGGUUGGAUUGCGUGGGCUGGCGCUCUCUUCACGUGUGCUAGUAUUGCACUCGGUGUUGGCGGUUUGGUAAUGGGUUGUAUUCAGAUGGCUCACCCAACCUUAGUCAUCAAACCCUGGAUGAACUUUGUCAGCUACCAAGUUGUGAACUUCUUCUGUGCCCUGUUCAACAUCUCCAGUACUGCCCUCCCUGGCGUAACAUUCUUUACGUUGUGGACCUCAAUCAUUUCCUUCCUAGUCAUCAUACUCACCGUGCCAUGCAAAGCCGACAUGCAUCAAUCUGCAAAAUUUGUCUUCUCCGAGUUCGUCAACAACACAGGAUGGCCCAGUGAUGGAAUCGCCUAUAUAGUCGGCCUCAUCAACUGCAACUGGGCCUUCAACGGGCUUGACUGUGCAACCCACAUGGCUGAGGAAGUUCUCAACCCAGAGCGUACCAUCCCCAUCGCAAUUCUUGGUACUGUGGGUGUUGGCUUUGUGACAGCCUGGCUGUUUGGCAUCGCCAUGCUGUUCAGCAUCAAAGACUUUGAUGCCGUGAGUAGCACGCCCACUGGAGUCCCUAUUCUUGAGCUUUUCGACCAGGCGCUAUCUAACAAGUCCGGGGCUAUUGCACUGUGCUCCUUGAUCAUACUCACUGGCUGUGGCUGCUUGAUCGCCUCUCACACCUGGCAAGCUCGCCUCUGCUGGUCUUUUGCCCGGGACAACGGUCUUCCCUGUUCCAGAUACUUGAGUCAGAUACAGCCGACCCUCCGUGUUCCAAUUGUGGCGCAUGUGGUCAGCUGCAUUAUCGUUGCCAUUCUUGGUUGUCUUUAUCUUGCUUCUUAUACUGCUUUCAAUAGCAUGGUCACGGCUUGCGUUGUUCUUCUGUACGCUUCCUAUAGUAUCCCAGUCGCUUGCCUUCUUCUGAUGGGUCGGUCCAAGCUCAAACGUGGGCCGUUCUGGAUGGGCAAGGCUGGUAUGGCCUGCAAUAUCGUCCUCCUCAUAUGGUUGGCGUUCUGCACGGUGAUGUACUCUUUCCCACCGCAGUAUCCGGUCCAGGGUGACAAUAUGAACUACGUAUGCGUUGUUUACGCCGUCACAUUCGCCGUUCUGAUCUCCUGGUGGUAUGCUAGCGCUCGUGUCAGCUACCGUCCCAUUGCCAGCGCGCAGUAG
Messenger RNA from Fusarium mangiferae, 1518 nucleotides. Its product is annotated as related to amino acid transporters. Lineage: Eukaryota; Fungi; Ascomycota; Sordariomycetes; Hypocreales; Nectriaceae. Gene Ontology annotation, cellular component: membrane. Gene Ontology annotation, molecular function: transmembrane transporter activity. The transcript has 4 exons. Gene Ontology annotation, biological process: transmembrane transport. The coding region runs from base 1 to 1518 and encodes 505 amino acids. The record is from RefSeq and is a predicted model, not a curated record.